AUGAUCAAAAGCGGCGGCAGUAGUAGUCCUAGUUCCAACAGCACCUCUGCUACAUUUACAAAUCCAUUUAAAAAUAGUGAAGAAGUAGAAGAACCAGGAAAGUCAAAUACCGCGAGCAAAAGCGAGAACACCAACAACGACGAGAGCUUACCUACUCAAAACAAACCCAGCAGAAGACACUCGACCCUUCAUACCAGCAAGGGCGAGGAGAUCGAGACGCCAGAAAAUAAGGCUCUCACUGAUGGUGAAUCUGAGCCGGAUCCAGAUGUCGUCGAAACUGGUCCAGCUAAGAAAGGUGGUGGUCCGCGUAGAGGCAGCUUGGCUGGUGAGCAGCCAGAACACAAGAAUCCUUGGUCACAGGGUGCUUUUUAG
Wallemia ichthyophaga EXF-994 is the source of this 372-nucleotide messenger RNA. RefSeq lists its product as uncharacterized. The coding region runs from base 1 to 372 and encodes 123 amino acids. The transcript has a single exon. NCBI's taxonomy places the organism in Eukaryota, Fungi, Basidiomycota, Wallemiomycetes, Wallemiales, Wallemiaceae. The record is from RefSeq and is a predicted model, not a curated record.